CACAAAGCAGUUUUCAUGACAGUGUGUAAGAUCGAAGGAAUAGUGUAAAUAGGAUACGUUUUUCUAGGACUUUUAGUAUUUUAUAAUCAUAUAAACAUUAAUAAUAGUGAUCAUUUGAUGAAACAGAAGAUUGGUAUACUGUCCACUUACCCAUGCUAAGAGACUGAAAAUAAAAUGUUGAAUGUAACGAGAUACUGUACGAGAACGGUGACAAGGUGCACCUUUGGAAAGCCACAGCAUGUUAACAGAUCCCUGUUUGCGACUGUACCCAGGAAACCAGUGACAAAUAAUAGCUUUACAUUUUUGCACAGAGUCCCAUCACAGUUGGGAAAGAUUCAAGCUUUGUUCAGACAAACUGGUACCAUUGCUGUUAGCUAUGCAUCGAAAGUGAGUGCAAAGUCCGAUAAGAUUGUGGGCUCAUGGAUGCUCACAUGUAGCGGCAUGGUCUUCAUUGCAGUAGUAUUAGGUGGUGUAACAAGAUUAACAGAAUCUGGACUUUCUAUGGUGACUUGGAAGCUACUCGGUGAAAAGAUGCCUAGAACAGAAGCCCAGUGGAUCGAAGAAUUCGAGCGAUAUCAACAGUUUCCAGAGUUCCAGAUCCUCAAUAAGCAUAUGACGCUCGAGGAGUUUAAACGCAUUUGGUGGAUGGAGUAUUUGCAUAGAACGUGGGGUCGGUUGAUCGGAGGAGUAUUCAUUGUUCCUGCAGCCAUCUUUUGGGCAAAGGGUAUGCUGAAACCAGGCAUGAAGAUUCGAGUUCUUAGCCUGGGUGCACUCAUUGGCUUGCAGGGCUUAAUGGGUUGGUACAUGGUCAAGUCAGGCUUGGAGGAUAGAUUUGAUGGACCAUCGGACGUGCCUAGAGUAUCCCAGUACAGAUUAGCUGCCCACCUUGGAUUGGCACUGACCAUAUACACUGGGUUUCUUUAUAACGCCCUGGACCAUCUAAUUCCAGCGGAGAACGUAGUGAAGAAUUAUUUUAGCUCACAGCCCAUGCAGAACACCAUAACAAAGGGUCUGAGGAAAAUCAGGAUGUUGGUACAUUCUUCAAAAGGUUUAAUUUUCCUAACAGCCAUGUCAGGAGCUUUCGUGGCUGGCAUUGAUGCAGGAUUGAUUUAUAACACCUUCCCAAAGAUGGCAAAUAAAUGGAUCCCUGAUGACAUCCUUGCGCUUUCACCAGUUCUCUUAAACUUCACGGAAAAUCCAACAACUGUGCAAUUUGAUCACAGAAUAUUGGGUAUUUCCACAUUGACGUUGAUCACCGUCAUGGCUAUGAUGUCGCGCAAGUAUAGACUACCUGGACGAGGAUCGACUGCUGUUACUGCAGUCGUCUGCGCUGGGUACCUUCAAGUACUCCUAGGAAUAUCGACUCUUCUGAACCAGGUUCCUUUGGCUUUAGCCGCUUCCCAUCAGGCUGGUAGCCUUUUGCUCUUGAGCGCAAUCACAUGGCUCUGCCAUGAAUUGAAGCAUUUGAGAAAUUUACCGAAAUGAAGAGACAGAAAGGACUAUUUAAUUAAACCAAAGAAUCAUGCUAGACAUUGUUGGAAAUGGAUUGACGAUGGAAAGUUAAUCGCGAGACUUUCACAACAUUAUGCUGAUUUAUUUGACAAUGCAUUGUGUUAUAAUGGUCAUUGUUCGUAGAAAUUAAUUUGGACUCCGUUAGAAUAAUAUAUCUAUGUCAAAAGUAUGAAAGCUUAGUGAAUUUGCCCUUAAUACAGUAUUUCGAUUCUAUUCUAUUGGUGAUAGAAACCAAACAUAUACAUUAUUUUUUUUUUCA
Messenger RNA from Cephus cinctus (wheat stem sawfly), 1771 nucleotides. RefSeq names its product cytochrome c oxidase assembly protein COX15 homolog. Lineage: Eukaryota; Metazoa; Arthropoda; Insecta; Hymenoptera; Cephidae. The record is from RefSeq and is a predicted model, not a curated record. Gene Ontology annotation, biological process: heme A biosynthetic process. Gene Ontology annotation, cellular component: mitochondrial inner membrane. Bases 175 to 1485 code for a protein of 436 amino acids. Gene Ontology annotation, molecular function: oxidoreductase activity, acting on NAD(P)H, heme protein as acceptor. The transcript has 6 exons.